This is a messenger RNA of Maylandia zebra (zebra mbuna), 4007 nucleotides long. RefSeq names its product catenin (cadherin-associated protein), alpha-like 1 (gene ctnnal1). Gene Ontology annotation, molecular function: cadherin binding; actin filament binding. Gene Ontology annotation, biological process: Rho protein signal transduction; cell adhesion. NCBI's taxonomy places the organism in Eukaryota, Metazoa, Chordata, Actinopteri, Cichliformes, Cichlidae. The record is from RefSeq and is a predicted model, not a curated record.
CACUUAAGCAGUCAGCAGUGAAAACCCGACUGCGUGUGCGUGCUCUGUGCGUGGUUGCCCACAGUGGUGUGCUGCAGUCCGCUCCCUGCCGUAGUUGAGUAAAGUACAUGGACAUUAGCGGGCGCAGCGGCACAACCACCGAGCUGGAGUGGAUUAAAACUGCGUGCGUGCGUGGAGAGCCACUCGACGACCGACUGCGAAACCCCCGGAGUGUAAUCCCAAGUCCGUUAUACCAGUUUGCAAAUGCGAAACAGCAAAGCAGAGGCUGUCGGUAAACUCAGUUAGUGGCGUGCAUUGUGUGUGCGUGUAUGUGUGUGUGAGAGUGUGUGUCAAUCAGGGAGAGAAAGCUCGGCGGGAAUGGCUUCAUCUCCGUGCGGCAACAGUAACUUUGAUUCCGGUCUGGAAAUCAAAACUCGCUCGGUGGAGCAGACGCUUAUUCCUUUAGUUUCGCAGAUCACCACUCUGAUCAACCACAAAGACAAGCCAAAGAAGUCAGAGCGCACCCUGGCAGCUAUACACAGGGUGGGCCAGGCGGUGAGUGUAGCAGUGGGGCGUUUUGUAGCAGUCGGGGAGGCCAUCGCCGCAGAGAACCAGGAGCUGAAGGAUGAGAUGGGUCAAGCCUGCUUCGAAGCUCGCAGAGCAGGUGAUGCCAUAGCCCAGCUGACAGAUGUUGGCUCGGCCUUGCCGUCCCAGUUGGAUGGACGUGUCACAGUGUUCAGUGAUAGGACAGCGAUGGUGAAGGCUGCUCGAUUGCUCCUCUCUUCUGUCACCAAAGUCCUGGUGCUGGCCGACCGCAUCGUCAUCAAACAGAUAAUCACAUCACGCAACAAGGUUCUGGUAACGCUCGAUCAUCUGGAAAGAGUCAGCACCUUCCAGGAAUUUGUUCAGAUUUUCAGCCAGUUUGGCAACGAGAUGGUGGAGUUUGCUCACCUGACGGGAGACAGACAGAAUGACUUGAAGGAUGAGAAGAAGAAAGCCCGGAUGGCAGCAGCUAGAGCAGUGCUGGAGAAGUGCACCAUGAUGCUCCUCACAGCCUCCAAGACUUGCCUGAGGCACCCAGACUGUGAGUCGGCGCGGAUCAACAAAGACGCCGUGUUCCACCGAAUGCGCUGUGCCCUGGAGCAGGUCAUCGAGAUUGUCACUGAAGCACGGAGCUGUGGGGAGAACAGGAUCCUUCCUGCCAGCAUCUACAAUGGCAUCAAGGAAUUUAAGUCCGGCGUGGAGUGCCUGCGGGAGAACCUAUACUCCUUGUCACCGCAGAGCAUGUCCAGCCAGCUGGAGGCUCUGGUUGAGCGGACAGAGGACUUCACUGAUUCGGCCUACACCAGUCAUGAGCAGCGUCAGGCCAUCCUUGGACUGUGCCAGCUGGCGCGCCAGGACACCCAGCAGCUGGUACACGCCUGGGUUGAGGCGCAGUCUGUCCACGCCAAAGAGGCCACAAAGGACAUGGAGGUGGCCAUCCUGAAGACGUCCCAGAGUGUCAGCGACCUCAGACGUGAGCUCCACAAGGUUGCGGUGGGCCGAGCCUCAGAUUUGCUGAAAGUUCAUGGGGAGCAGCUGCCUCUGCGGGCUCUCAAAGCAGCAGGCGCCGAGGGAAACCUGGAGGAAGUGGCAGAGUAUUCGCGCACGCUCACUGAGCAGAAGGAGCAGCUGGUGGAGACGUGUCGGCUGUUGUGCCAUGUGUCGGGCACAGAGCCAUUAGAGAUCACCUGCAUACACGCUGAGGAGACCUUCCAUGUCAUUGGUCCACAGAUCAUCUCAGCAGCCCAGACGCUGGCUCUCCACCCAUCUAGUAAAAUUGCAAAGGAGAACCUGGAGGUGUUCUGCGAGGCCUGGGAGUCGCAGCUCUGUGACAUGGCUCUGCUGCUGAGAGAGAUCAACGACGUCUUUGAAGGCAGGCGAGGAGACAAAAGGCCUUAUUUGUCACUUCCUAGACCUGGGAAGCACUUGGCGAACAUGAAGACUGCCAAGGCUGUCAAGUUGGAUGCAGAGGAGCAGACAAGUAUGGCCAAGCUGGGUCUGGAACUUCGUCUUCUGUCGUCAGAUGUAGACACAGAGGUGGAAAAGUGGGAGGACCAGGAGCAUGAAAUUGUCCGGCAGAGCCAGAGCCUCGCCAGUAUGGCCUACAACAUGUACCUGUUCACCAGAGGGGAGGGACUGUUGAAAACAACGCUAGAUCUUUUUCAUCAAGCUGAGGUUCUUUCUGAAGAGGGGCUCCAGCUGUGCUCAUCUCUCCGCACUUUUUCCUCUCAGUUGGUUGAUGAGGAAAAGACUGUGGUGAUGACAGAAAUGGAGAAGCUGCUGGCUUUGUGCCAACAGCUGCAGAUGGGGGCUAAGACUCCUGUACAGGGCAAGGCUGCCACCUUCCAGAAGGUGGACUCAUUCAUUCAGGCAACCAGGAGCAUCCUGAGUGUGGUCCUCUCCCUCCUGCCAUGCUGUAACAAGCUCAAUAGAAAGUACAAGUCAGAGAGGAACAGCCUCAGUUCCCCGCAGGAUUGGAGAGAAAGGCAAGACACAUCCACACCUGUCAAAGAGGAAGGAGCUCUCAACACCAAGAACAGCAACGGAUUUGGCGUUAAAUCUUUGGAGCAGCACAUGGCUGGUCUCAACCUCCUUGAGAGCAAAUAAUCCCAGGCAAUCUCUUCCUUUGUCCACUCUUUCCGAUAAAGCAGCACAUAGCUGACCUCACCUCUCUGGAGAAAAUAUGAUCUUAGAAAUAGCCCCAGUCCCCACCCCCAUCCGUCAUUCAGUACUAGUCUGGUAAAGAUGGUUGACUUGGCUCAACUGGAAUUUGCAUUUCCUGCCUGGAUGAUGUUUGCACAAGUAAAAAAAAAAAAGGAAAAGCAAGUCUAUGCUCUCUUUCCCACUGAGGUUGAUUUAAUCCAAGGUAGCGUUUCACCUGAAGCACCAGUUCCACCCCAGUCCACAAGAUGGAGUUAUUACUACACACACACAAAAAAAAGUUUUCAAAAAAAGUGAGGCCUGUCACAAACCUGAUUUUUUUUUUUAAAUAUUUUUUCUUGCUUCUGAAUUAAUAAACUAAUUAAAAGUCAGGAGAGAACUCCACUUGAUGCUCAGCUCAGCCAUACAUCUAUCUUCACUAUGUGCCUCUGUGUGACAAGCCUCUGUGUUUUGUGGUGUUCUGUAAUUGUGUUGCACAAGUUAUGUAAAAAAAAAAAGUAAAAUUAAGAUCCACAAUGCAUGACGCCAUCAUUACCAAACCCCCGUGUUUGAGUCUCCUGUGGUCACAGCCUUGUAAUGUGACACUUUCUUUGUAAUGCGCGCCACAGCAGUACACCACGAUCACUUGCAUUAUAUUGAGCACCUCAUUUACAUUAGGUUUUACAAGCUGACCACACUACAUAACACGCAAUGGAUGUCUAAUAGCCAUUAUUGUACGACAUUCCCCAUGUGCCAUGCUAGUAGGAAAAUGCAAAAAAACUAAAAAAAACAAAAACAAAUGCCAAAUACGAUUGUUCUUGCGUCUUCUUACUGUUAUAAAAUAUAAAACAUAGUCCUCCAGUGUUAAUGGAGACACUUUUAUUUAAGCCGGGUUUCUCGACUUGAUCGAACCUCUGUUUAUAUUGUCCUGAGAAUUAUACGAACCAGUCUACAUGGCAUACUUUCUCUCAAAGAAAUGAAACAAGUUUGAACUGGCACACGUGUAAAGUGGAACCUUGAAGUGUACUUGUUAUGAAGACUAUCAUUGUGAAGCUGCCUAACAGACCAUUAUGUAUUAAAUGGUAUAUAUUACUUGGUACUUGAAGCAUAUGUAUCCCGAGGUAAUCACUUUGGUACUAGGAGAGGGAGUUAGAAUGAAUGAAAUUUAUAACCACACAGGAAGCUUUAGAGAAUCACUGUACAGUGUGAGAGCAGCUAAGACUGCUGGGUAACGUAGUGCCGCCAGAGAUGUGACGAAAUCGUAUCUAGUUUUGGACCACCGUUUCUUUUGACGAUUCAAAGGUUAAUAAAAGUGACACAAAAAAAUAAACAAUAUUUUUCUUAAA